This is a messenger RNA of Panicum hallii, 1405 nucleotides long. RefSeq names its product RHOMBOID-like protein 2. Gene Ontology annotation, molecular function: serine-type endopeptidase activity. Gene Ontology annotation, biological process: proteolysis. Gene Ontology annotation, cellular component: membrane. The coding region runs from base 149 to 1123 and encodes 324 amino acids. The record is from RefSeq and is a predicted model, not a curated record. The transcript is spliced from 5 exons. NCBI's taxonomy places the organism in Eukaryota, Viridiplantae, Streptophyta, Magnoliopsida, Poales, Poaceae.
CCCCUCCUCGCUUCCAAGCCAAGCCAAAAGGCAGCGACGAGCCCCGCGAGACCGCACGCACCCACCAGUCCACUACCCCCGCACGCUAUAACAGCGGGCGCGCGGCCGCCGCCGACACCGCCGCGGGUCAAGAAACCCGUCACCAGCCAUGGCGAGCGGCGGCGAGGCGAAGGCCCCGGGCGCGGGGUACUACCAGUACCCCGGCUCGUACGGCGGCGGCGCGGACGAGGAGCGGCGGUGGUGGCCGUGGCUCGUCCCCACCGUGCUCGUCGCCUGCAUCGCGGUCUUCGCCGCCGAGAUGUUCGUCAACGACUGCCCGCGCCACGGAAGCGCGCUCGGCGGCGGCGCCGGGUGCGUCGCGUCGGGGUUUCUCCGACGGUUCGCCUUCCAGCCGCUGCGGGAGAACCCGCUCCUUGGGCCCUCCUCCGCCACCUUGGAGAAGAUGGGAGCACUUAACUGGGCCAAAGUAGUUCAUGAGCACCAAGGAUGGCGCCUCAUUAGCUGUAUAUGGCUCCAUGCUGGCCUAGUCCACCUUAUAGUCAACAUGUUAAGCUUGCUAUUCAUUGGAAUCCGACUUGAGCAACAAUUUGGGUUUGUGCGCAUUGGGGUCAUCUACUUGAUAUCUGGUUUUGGCGGCAGUGUCCUGUCUGCACUGUUCUUACGGAGUAACUACAUCUCUGUUGGUGCCUCUGGGGCUUUGUUUGGCCUCCUUGGAUCUAUGCUUUCUGAGCUUAUUAUGAACUGGACAAUCUAUUCCAACAAGGCAGCAGCAAUUAUAACUCUACUGUUCAUAAUUGCAAUUAAUUUGGCCAUUGGGAUAUUACCCCAUGCUGAUAAUUUUGCCCACAUUGGUGGAUUUGCUUCUGGAUUUCUUCUUGGAUUUGUGUUGCUGGCAAGACCUCAAUUUGGUUGGAUGGAACGCAACGAGCUACCUCAAACUAAUCAACCUCCAAAGUACAAAUUGUACCAGUACGUCUUGUGGGUUGCUGCACUCAUAUUGCUGGUAGUUGGAUUUGUGAUUAUCCUGGUGAUGCUCUUCAAGGGCAAGAAUGGGAACGACAGCUGCCACUGGUGCCAGUACCUGAACUGCGUACCAACAUCCAGAUGGAAGUGCAACACUUGAUGGUUCAGCUUUCCAUUAGCUUCUGUGCAAAAUACAUGCCUCUGGUGGGAACCAUUUUUGUGCUUGUGUGUUUGUGCAUAGCAAGACCUGCCUGCACUCCUCGUGCCUGAUUUCUGUAUGGUUAUGUGAAGCACAAAUGUUUCUCAACUGUAACCUGAGCUCGUAACUAUGGAUUUCGCCGCAGUUCUUGUAUCGAUUUCACCAGCAUUAGCUGCUGACUGCUGAACUGUGUAAAAACCAUUCUGAGCAAUCUGAUUGACAGAGAUUGGUUACUUCUCUAAA